AUCAAUAAUAAACGAAACAAAUGGAUAACGCUAAUCCAAUCAUAUACAAGUCGACAAAGACACUAUCGACUACACAGCCGAAAGAACGAUUAUUAGAAAAUGAAGAUGCAAAGUCAUUGUUUUAUAUUGACACAAAACUGAUAAUUGAUAAACAGGAAACAGCCAAUAGCGAAACAAAACCAACAAACAAUAUAUUUCAACCAACCUCAACAUAUGAUGAAUUUGAAGUCACAGAAAUAUUCAAUAUCAUUAGGAACAUCAAGGAUCCAGAAUACUCCUACACACUGGAAUCACUCAAAAUAGUUGAACCGGAAAAUAUAGAUAUAGAUCAAGAGAAUGCUAUCGUAACCGUUAAGUUCACACCAACUGUUCCGCAUUGCUCUCAAGCAACCAUUAUCGGUCUUAUGAUCUAUGUUAAGCUGCAACAAAGCUUGCCGCUUCACUUCAAAAUCGACGUGCAAAUAACAGAAGGAACUCAUAAUACAGAAGACGCUAUUAACAAGCAAUUGUUGGACAAGGAAAGGGUCGCAGCCGCACUGGAAAAUCCAGUUCUUCUGGAUAUGAUAAAUGAUGGAAUAUACAACACCGUAGAAUGGGAUGAUAGACUUAUAUCCAUCUAAUACCAUAGAUACACAUUUUAAUAUAUCGGAAUAAA
Molecule: messenger RNA, 655 nt
Organism: Babesia bovis T2Bo
Lineage: Eukaryota; Apicomplexa; Aconoidasida; Piroplasmida; Babesiidae
Product: Protein AE7
Exons: 5
Coding region: 21-620 (199 amino acids)
Biological process (GO): iron-sulfur cluster assembly
Source: RefSeq, a predicted model, not a curated record